Messenger RNA from Coffea eugenioides, 746 nucleotides. Its product is annotated as anaphase-promoting complex subunit 11. Gene Ontology annotation, cellular component: anaphase-promoting complex; nucleus. NCBI's taxonomy places the organism in Eukaryota, Viridiplantae, Streptophyta, Magnoliopsida, Gentianales, Rubiaceae. Gene Ontology annotation, molecular function: cullin family protein binding; zinc ion binding; ubiquitin protein ligase activity. The record is from RefSeq and is a predicted model, not a curated record. Gene Ontology annotation, biological process: anaphase-promoting complex-dependent catabolic process; positive regulation of mitotic metaphase/anaphase transition; protein ubiquitination. The transcript is spliced from 3 exons. The annotation marks the transcript as partial.
UUUGAAGGAGGAGGUUUUGCAUUUUCAUCCACUUUUCCCUCCCAUUUUCUCCCUCCCAAUCUCCCAACUUUUCUUCUCGGCUUUGAUUUUUGCAAAACAAAGAAAAAGAAUGAAGGUCAAGAUUCUGCAUGGCAUGCUGUUGCAUCAUGGACAUGGGAUGCGCAAGAUGAGACGUGUGGGAUUUGUCGGAUGGCGUUUGAUGGUUGUUGUCCUGAUUGUAAACUUCCCGGGGAUGAUUGCCCUUUGAUCUGGGGUGCUUGCAACCAUGCAUUUCAUCUUCAUUGCAUUUUAAAGUGGGUCAACUCACAGACUCCUCAAGCCCAUUGUCCAAUGUGCCGAAGGGAGUGGCAGUUUAAAGGAUGAGUUUAGUCUUAGUUCUAUUCCCGCUGUGUUUGUUCUUCUAUCUCACUUUCCUGGUACAUCUUAUUGAGCAAAAAAUUAAGGCACCGUUCUCCCCAAAAGAAACAAAAAAGACAUGAUGGUUAUUUAUUGUACUUGUGGUGAGAUCUUAAACAUGAACAUGUGGUUUCAUGUACAUGCUAGUUAGCAACCCAAUUAUUUUCUUGUUUGAGGGUUGUUGGAAUUUUGUAUUUUGCUUGCAAGCUCUAAAAAAAAUAUAUAAGCCACUUAUCCAAGAGUGAUUGCUGUGGUUCAUUCACCAGUUGUGGAUGUUGAAAGAACGAUGGAUAUACUUUUGAGGUUCAGCUCUGAUGCAUUUCCAAACAAUUCUAAGGUCCUGAUUUCUA